Myotis daubentonii (Daubenton's bat) is the source of this 1269-nucleotide messenger RNA. RefSeq names its product OTU deubiquitinase 6B (gene OTUD6B). Gene Ontology annotation, molecular function: cysteine-type deubiquitinase activity. Lineage: Eukaryota; Metazoa; Chordata; Mammalia; Chiroptera; Vespertilionidae. The record is from RefSeq and is a predicted model, not a curated record. Gene Ontology annotation, biological process: protein deubiquitination.
GGUGCCCGCCAGCCGGCGGCGCCGGCUUGUGCCUCAGAGUGCGGGCGCCGGGUGGCCAUGGAGGAAGGCUUGGCAGACGAGCUUGACGAAGAGGAGCAGCUGGUGAGAAAGCAACGCAAAGAGAAGAAGGAGUUGCAAGCCAAAAUUCAAGGUAUGAAGAAUGCCGUUCCCAAGAACGACAAGAAGAGGAGGAAGCAGCUCACGGAAGACGUGGCUAAGCUGGAGGCAGAAAUGGAGCGGCGGCACCGAGAGGAGCUGGAGCAGUUGAAGCUGGCUUCCCAGGAGGGUCAGAGAGAUUUUGAUGCUGUUAACAUUUCAAACUUGGUUCUUGAGAAUCAGCCGCCUCGGAUAUCAAGAGCACAAAAGAGACGGGAUAAAAAAGCUGCAUUGGAAAAGGAGCAGAAAGAAAGGAUAGCUGAAGCUGAAAUUGAGAACUUACAUGGAGCUAGACAUGUAGAAAGUGAAAAACUUGCUCAAAUAUUGGCAGCUAGACAGUUGGAAAUUAAACAGAUUCCCUCGGACGGCCACUGUAUGUAUAGAGCCAUUGAAGAUCAGCUGAAAGAGCGGGAAUGCCCUCUGACUGUAGCUGCCUUAAGAAGCCAAACUGCUAACUAUAUGCAAAGCCACAUGGAAGACUUUCUGCCAUUUUUAACAAACCCCAAUACAGGAGAUAUGUAUACUCCAGAAGAGUUUGGAAAGUACUGUGAUGAUAUUAUAAACACAGCUGCAUGGGGAGGCCAGCUGGAGCUAAGAGCCCUGUCUCAUAUUUUACAAACACCAAUAGAGAUAAUACAGGCAGAUUCUCCUCCUAUUGUAGUUGGCGAAGAAUAUCCAAACAAACCAUUAAUACUUGUAUAUAUGAGACACGCAUAUGGCUUAGGAGAACAUUACAAUUCUGUCACGUGGUUGGUGAACAGAGUUACUGAAAACUGCAGCUAGUUUACAGAGUGUUGCACAAUUAUGUUUUUGUACAGUGUGCCGAUAUGAGUAUUUAUACCAAGUGCUGGAUUGUUGUAAACGUUACUGAAAAAACAACUACUUUAAAUCAGUUUUAUGGCAUAGCUGCUAAUAGGUUUUUAAAAAAUAGUCAGAGAUAAACUUUAACCAGUAUCCCCUUACUGGUAUUUUAAACACUUGUACGUCCAUUGUGGAGAGCAUCAUUCAUAGGCCAAGAUGCAACCCUAUUUGCUUAUAUUUUUUAUUAAUAUGGGAUCCUGAACAUUCUGUUGAAAUAAAUCUUAAUGUUUUAUUAAAAGCUUUCAGUAACCA